UUCCCAGGGCCGAUGGGGGGGGGGAGGGUGUGAUGGGGGUGACGCACCCCGGGACAGACCCCCCCCACACCCCCGGCCGGCCCUGCCGGGGCGGGGCGGGGCGGGACGAGGCGGGGCCGCCCCCCCUCCCUCCCCCGCCGCCGCCGGGGCCGCCUCCCGCGGGCGCGCAUCUGCUCCGCUCCGCUCUCCCGGGAGAUCCGCGGACACACCUCCCGCUGGGACCGUGCCGAGCCGGGCCGAGCCGAGCCGGGCCGGGCCAUGGCCCCGCCGGGCCCCGGGGCGCUGCGCUGCGCGCUCCUGUGCGCGCUCCUGUGCGCGCAGGGACCCGCUCCCACCCGCGCAGGUACGGCCGGGGGGCGAGAGUGUGGCAAGCUGAGGUCCUGCGAGAUGUGUACGGGCAGGACCCACCCCCACAACGGCACCGACUGCGUCUGGGUGGGCUGCGGGACCCCCGAGGAGCCAGAAACAGGGAGCUGCGUGCGGAGAGGCUCGGCGGUGCGGGAGAGCUGCGCGCUCUACAACAGCAGCACCCUGUGCCGAGCACUGAAGUCCCACACGGAAGAGCCUCCACGAUCCCAUAGCAAGGAGCCAGUGACACACCCCACAAGGACCACCACCACCAGUGCCCCGCUGACAGGCAGCCCCGAGUUUCACCCGCCCGGCUUCGACACGGCGAGUUUCAUCGGGGGCAUCGUGCUGGUGCUGUGUGUGCAGGCCGUCACCUUCUUCAUCAUCAAGUUCAUCAAGUCAAAGGACAGCACCUACCAAACACUGUAA
Molecule: messenger RNA, 777 nt
Organism: Cinclus cinclus
Lineage: Eukaryota; Metazoa; Chordata; Aves; Passeriformes; Cinclidae
Gene: CD164L2
Product: CD164 molecule like 2
Exons: 5
Coding region: 259-777 (172 amino acids)
Cellular component (GO): cytoplasmic vesicle
Source: RefSeq, a predicted model, not a curated record